Lonchura striata (white-rumped munia) is the source of this 8779-nucleotide messenger RNA. NCBI's taxonomy places the organism in Eukaryota, Metazoa, Chordata, Aves, Passeriformes, Estrildidae. The record is from RefSeq and is a predicted model, not a curated record.
CGGGCACGGCGGCCGCGAGAGCCGGCGCGGGGCGGCAGCGAGCGCGUCCCGAGCAGUCUCAGCCCCGAAAACGCCUCCCUGCGGCCCUUGCGGAGGUAGCGGCCGUGUAAAAAGUGUGUGGAGGAAUAAGUCUGAAUUGCCCAGAGGAAUAAGUAACCGGAGCUUUCUUAAAUCGGAGCUGGAAAGGCUCUGGGCAAGUGUCUGACCCGCUCCAUUCGGCAAAGGACUAACUUAGUUCUUUGCCAGGUUCACCCCUGUGUACUCUGCAGCCCUGUUUUCAGCCAAUUACUUCUAUAAUUAGUUCUCUCUUAGUGUCGACAGAAUUGCAGCAAAACUGAAUACUGUUUAACAGGACGGUGCAAUUUCUGCUAGAUUAUUAGCAGCGAUCUCACUGUUUGUUUAAAAAUAAAGCAUUUUCCCCAUCUUGAAAAGAGCUCUAAAAGGAUCCCGUUGAAAUAGUUGUUUGUCCUGCCAUCUUCAGUGCUGGACUGAUACAUUUUCCUGGGCCAGCAGAACCAGAUAGCCCGUAAAUACAUACAAUAUUGCUUUCCCGGUUUUGUUUCCUUUUGUAUAUUUCAAGUAUUUACAGACUUACUAUCUGGCUAUCUUAAAGUUUUGUUAUAUAGGACUAAGAAGAAUUUUGGCUGUCCUUUUUUUUGCCUUUAUUUAUUUUUUUUUUAAUUUUUCUGUGUAGCCAGAAACACUUUAGUGGAGGUGCCAGGAACGGAGAGGUAUUUGUAGGGAGCCAGGUGUUCCCAUACCAUGUGAAACAUACAGCACCAAGAAUUGCAAACCUACCAUCAUUCCUGUCAUCUGCUUCUGCUUUAUAUAUGGUUUAGGAUAAAUUAGAAUUUAGGGAAGAAAUUCCCAGGAGAUCUGUGCCAGGCAGCACAGGAUUUGUUCCAAACCAAGUAUUAAAUUUCCCUCCUCUCUGCUGUAUUUCCUGCUUUGGCACUAUGUUUUAACAAUGUAUUUUAUCUAAUUUUAAAUAAUUGAAAAUGCUCUCUUUUAACACUCAAAAUAAUUUUUGGAAUAGAUAUUAUCACAUCUUGAAAUGUUAUUAUCUUCCCAUCUUUCAGGCUGAAGGUGGCCCAUUCUGAGAUUAAUUUAAUAAUCAUUUGCUUAGAAAACUACCUGCAUUGUUCAUGGAGUUUUUCAUCAGUAUGUCUGAAACCAUUAAGUAUAAUGACGACGAUCACAAAACUGUGUUCCUGAAAACACUGAAUGAACAACGUUUGGAAGGAGAAUUUUGUGACAUCGCUAUUGUGGUUGAAGAUGUUAAGUUCAGAGCCCACAGGUGUGUGCUUGCUGCCUGCAGUACCUACUUCAAAAAGCUUUUCAAGAAACUUGAAGUUGAUAGCUCAUCAGUAAUAGAAAUAGAUUUUCUUCGUUCUGAUAUUUUUGAGGAAGUUCUCAAUUAUAUGUAUACUGCAAAGAUUUCUGUUAAAAAGGAGGAUGUAAACUUGAUGAUGUCUUCAGGACAGAUCCUUGGUAUUCGGUUUCUUGAUAAACUCUGCUCUCAAAAACGUGAUGUAUCUAGUCCUGAGGAAAACACACAGUCCAAGAGCAAGUACUGUCUAAAAAUGAACCGUUCUAUGGGGGAACCCAAUGAUACCCAAGAUGAUGAGGUGGAAGAGAUCGGAGAUCAUGAUGACAGUCCAUCAGAUGUGACAGUGGAAGGUACUCCCCCAAGUCAGGAAGAUGGUAAAUCACCAACCACUACCCUGAGAGUGCAAGAGGCAAUUCUGAAAGAGUUGGGAAGUGAAGAAGUUAGAAAAGUAAACUGUUAUGGCCAAGAAGUAGAGCCUAUGGAAACAACGGAAUCUAAAGACUUAGGAUCUCAGACGCCUCAGGCACUCACAUUUAAUGAUGGCAUAAAUGAAGUGAAAGAUGAACAGACGCCAGGAUGGACCACAGCAGCCGGGGACAUGAAGUUUGAGUACUUGCUUUAUGGUCACAGGGAACACAUUGUAUGUCAGGCUUGUGGCAAGACCUUUUCUGAUGAAGCGCGUUUGAGAAAACAUGAAAAACUACACACUGCAGACAGACCAUUUGUUUGUGAAAUGUGUACAAAGGGCUUUACCACGCAAGCUCAUUUGAAAGAACACUUGAAAAUACACACGGGUUACAAGCCUUACAGUUGUGAGGUGUGUGGGAAGUCUUUUAUUCGGGCACCAGAUCUAAAAAAACAUGAAAGAGUUCACAGUAAUGAGAGGCCAUUUGCAUGCCAUAUGUGUGAUAAAGCUUUCAAGCACAAGUCCCACCUCAAAGACCAUGAAAGAAGGCACCGAGGAGAGAAACCUUUUGUCUGCAGUUCCUGCACUAAAGCAUUUGCUAAGGCAUCUGACCUAAAAAGGCAUGAGAACAAUAUGCACAGUGAAAGAAAGCAAGUUACAGCAGCCAAUUCCAUCCAGAGUGAAACAGAACAGUUGCAGGCAGCAGCCAUGGCUGCUGAAGCAGAGCAGCAGUUAGAAACUAUAGCCUGUAGUUAAAAACUAAAGCAGGAAUUUUAUCAGAAUAAUAUAAGAAAUUAAAUGAGCAAAACCUGUUGUUGAUAUACAUUUAGACUGAGAAUCUUUUAAAGAAAGCAUAUUUUUAGAGGAUUUGAAUGUUACAUAGGGAUAAAUACAUAGCUUCGCUUGGUUAGGUAUUUUAAAACAUUUCAGAGAUGGGUAUUCUUAGAAUGUGAAACAGUUUCAUUGUCACUAGCAGUAUAAUGCACUAAUAACUGCUUUAAUUCGAGAAUGUGAUCAAGUUUUCUGCGCCUGGCUCUCAGCAGCCACGGGGUGGAGGUUCACUGUCCCACAAGUGGCCGGAGGGCAGACACUUGUGUGGCUGUCCCCGAGUCUCUGCCGAAACUGUUGCGGGUGGUGGUGAUUGCUGCGGCGUGGGGAGCACAGUAGAAGCACAGAGCACGAGGAAACCGAGGCAAAGGAAUAAGGGAAGAACACUUGUCUGAAUCUCCAAAUCUUUAAUGACGAAGUUGGGGCAGAACAAGUGAGCUGAAUCUGAAUCUGAACAGGCUACUUUUAUAGGGUAGAGGGAACAUGGGGAGGGCACAACCUGUGACCAAUAGGAGGGCAUUAGGGGAGGGGUGCAGGGUAAGGGCUCCCCACUAGAAGCCAACAUGGGGACGGAGCAAACUUUACAACCCAAUUCUGCUUUGAGGAAGGGAUGAGAGACAGGGAACUCUCCAGAACCAAAGCAGUGUGCUAUCUUUGACAGACAGGGGUGAGACGAGAGAACAAGGGAGGUAUACAGGUGGCUUGACAUACAUUUUGUCGGGGAAAACUGUGGUAAACAACUCAGGACUGAACCUGAGGAAGCCAAAUGGGGUACAAGCACUGAACCAUUACGAACUUACAACAAGGAAUAUUAAAACAUACUACAGAAGAACCAGCUGUGAAAUAACAGACUACCACAUCUACCUGUUUUUUGUUUUAUAAAGUUGAAAAACAGCUGAGGAGAGGUACCAACUCCACCCUGGAACUGAGUUCUUUAAACCAAUGUGCUUUCAGGGGCACCUUCUUCCCACUACUUUUGGUCUGUAGUGGUAGCAGCUACCACAGUCUUUGAAGAAGAUGGGUUUGCUGUGGCAGUGGGAAUAACUUGUUUUAAGAUUCCAAAAACUAUUGAGACUAGAAAUAUAGCAACUAUAAAGCAACUAAUGUCUUUUGCAGCAGAAAGCAUCCAGACUGACAGGCCCCAGUUCUUGAAUCUUCAUAGCUGGUCAGGUGGUUGUCUAGGAAAAAUGACAACACAACUAUGAAAUACAGGCAACCAAACACCACGUGGUGGGAAAAAGGGUCAGGGUUUUCAUCCUCCCUUGCAACGCUUUCAGUCUGAUGCAACUGCAUAAUUGGCGGGGUUCUUUUGGGGAUUUAAAGGGACAAUUUCCAACUCAGUUUCCUCUCUUGUGGAAGUGUAUGGUUUCACCCACUUCUUGGGCAUCCACUUUACUUCUGAGAAUGUGGACAGACAUGUGUAUCCAUGGCCCCAUGUCACUAAUUUAAAGGGACCCUGGAUGUCUUUAGAGUCUGGAUCUCUCACCAUAGCAGGAGGUCUUUCCUUGACUGGCAGUUGUUGGUAAUGGUAAAAAUGCCUCAGGACUGGUGGGUUUGGGUUGUCAAAGGAGCAGUUAAGAAAGUUGAUAGUAAACAAAGCUUUGUACAAUCUGUGCUGCGGUGACAAGACCUGGAAAUCUCCUCUCUGGUGGGUUGUAUUGUGUUUUUACAUUUCUGUAACAGUUCUGUAAUGGUUUGCCCUUCCACCCCCAUUUUCUCCCAAUGGUUCCACCCCGAGUUUUCCCGUUGUUCCCUCAGUGCCAAUCUCCCUGAAAAUGCUUAGUCACUUCCCCCUCCCCUCUCUGGUACCCACUCGGCUCCCCAUCCCAUUCUUCCUGAAUUUUCUACCCUGGGCGUUGAGGGAUUGGAUGAGGGUCCGAGUUCCCUCCCUUAAGUUUCCCCAUUGGUUUUUGUAUCUGUCUAUCCUUUCACCUUCCCCUCCCCCACAUCCCCAUAUUGGCCAAUGGGCAUUCCCUUCCCCUGGUUUUUAAGAUGUUGCACCGCGGUAUUUAAGAUGUUGCAGAAGCCUCGAGGCCACUUUUGGCUGCUGGAUUCUCUGUAGCUCCGAGCUCCCCAGAGCCUGGAUUAAAACCGAAACUGUUUUCUUUGCCUUAAGUCAACUCCCUUAUUAUCUGCUCAGAUGCCCCUUUCCUCCAAACAAGGCAGAUAGUGUAACUUUCUGCCUUAGCCGCUCCCCAACUCUCCUGGAGAACCAGGGGAGUGACCCCCACACCUGACUGUGCCUCUGCAGGGCAGCAGAAGCCAGGGGGCUUCAGAUCAGCAGAGCGGCAGCAGGUGAGGACUUUUUUGAGCAUUUGAUGGGUCCUCUCACAGCUUGGCUGGUGGGGGAGUGUGGUCCGAUGUUGAACUCCCCAUUCCUGCAAAAACUCGCCGAACCUCUUGGAUGUAUAGCCUGGGCCAUUAUCUAUUUUGAUGGUUUUGGAGACUCCCAAGGUUUCAAAGGCCUGCACAAAAUGUUUCUGUGCAUCUGAGACCUUUUCCCCUGCAUGGGCCGAGACAAAAACUCUUCCCAAGAAGGUGUCCACUGAUACAUGUAUGUAUUUCAGCCGCCUGAAUUCAGGCACAUGGGUCAUGUCAGUUUGCCAGACCUCACAACUGGGGAGUCCUCUUGGGUUUACUCCUGAACCCAUUGAUGGUAAGGAGGACUCCUGACAGUUUGGGCAUGUGACCACAAUCACCUUGGCCUGAUCAUGCCUCAGGUAGAAUUGGUGGAUCAGACCAGGAACGUUUUGAUAGAAUUGCUGAUGGCUAAGCUUGGCCUGUUGGAAGAUGUUAGGUUGGCUGGCCAGCUGCAAAGAGGCAGCUAGGGCGUCUGCUAGAUGUUCUCUUCGUCUGCUAGAUUGUUCUCUUCACUGAUGAACCCAGGGAGGUCAGUGUGUGACCUCACAUGCGUCACAAAAAAGGAUUGCUCUUGGUGGGAAACUAGAUAUACAAGCUUUGAGAGCAAGCCAAAGAUGACUGGAUUGGAGACUUCCUUCAAGACUGCAUGUUCUACUCUGGACACUACUCCUGCUGUGUAAGCUGAAUCGGUCGCAAUAUUAAUUGGUACUGGGAAUUUCUUAAAGACCCUUAUGACUGCAUCCAACUCAGCAACUUGAGGAGAGCCCUCUACAGUUUUAACAUCGGCUUCCCACUGCUGAGUUUGAGGAUUUUUCCAGGUCAUCACUGACUUGUGGGACACUCUGGACCCAUCAGUAAAGACUGUCAAGGCCUUUAAUGGGUGUCUACUUUGGAUUUCUUUUGGAAUCAAAUUAAACUUGAUGUUAAACAAUUUGUGAGCUGAGUGAUGGAAAGAAAUUUGCCCUGGAUAACUGUCCAGAGCAAACUGCAAAUUCUCGUUUUUGUGGAGCAAGUGCUUCAAGGUCUCCUUGGUUAGUUUCCCAGUUGAUAUUUUGAUGGGGACAUGGAUACAUGUGAAGUUGUACCCUGCCAACAGUUGCAGACGGACUUUAGCCUUUAUGAUCAACUGAACCAUCAGCUCUAGUGGCUGCAUAAUGCUUUUGGACAACUGAUGACUGAGGAACACCCACUCUGUGAUUAGGAGGGGGUCCUUCUGGUCCGUGUCCCAUUGAAAAAUGAGCCUGUGAAGGUGUGGUAACUUACCUAAGAUAAUGUGGCAGAAGGGAAGGCCCUCACACCAACAGUGGGCUUGCCAGCCUGCCAGUGUGGAUUGCACCUUCUCGGAGCACUGUCCUCGCCUCCUGGGUCAAGGCCCUCAGAGAAUCUAACCCCUCUCCCCACCUCAACAAGUUGAAGAGGGGAGACAUAUCCUCCAUGGUGAGCCCCAGUCAGGGCCUGAUCUAGUUCAAAGACCCACACAACUGUUGGAGGUCCUGCAGGGUUUUUGCAUUGUCAUUUAUGAAAACCCUCUGGAGCUUGAUGGUCUGGUUGAAAAUUUCAAGCCCUAGAUACUUCCAAGGCAACAGCUUCUUCUCCCUUUGCAACUCCAAUCCAUCUGUUGCCAAGGCAGUGAUAGUGUCCUCAAGCACUCCUGCAAGCACAUGGUCAUUGGGGGCACAAACAAGAACAUCGUCCAUAUAGUGAUAUAUGAUGCAAUCUCGCUCUAGCAUGCACUGGGGACAGGACUCUGGCGACAUACCACUGGCAAAUGGUGGGAGAACAUUUGAGGCUCUGAGGCAAUACUCUCCAGUGGUAGCACUUCAUGAGAGCUUCUCUAUUGAUGGAGGGCACAGAGAAAGCAAAGUGAGGAGCAUCGGCUGGGUGAAGCCAUCUUUUAUAUUGAUGACAGCCAAUGAUCACUUUUGGGGGAGCAUUGAAAAGGACGGCAUCCCUAGUUGGAGAGACACCAUGUUCUCGAUUACAUCAUUGAUUUUUCUCAAAUCAUGGAGGAGACACCAUUUAUCCCUCCCUGGCUUUUUGAUGACAAAGACAGGGAAGUUCCAUGGGCUAUUGGCUUCAAUUAUGUGACCCUUGGCCAACUCCUCCUCAACAAUCUGAGUGAGCACACUUAAUUUCUGUUUGUUCAGUGGCCACCAUUCUACCCACACUGGUGUAUCUGUCAACCAAUUUAGUUUCUGGGCAGGGUGCUCCUCAGUGACUGCCACUAAAAAUCCUGAGUGUCUGGAAGUUCCAAUUUUCCCCCCCAUUGAGACAUGGCAUCUCUCCCCCAUAGGGUGAACUUGGAAUUCAACACAAUGGGUGUAUGGAGCCCAAUUGCCCAUUCAGUCCCUCAAUUUGUACAAUGCUACUGGAUCUUUUAGCUAAUUGGGUGCCCCCAACACCUAGAACUUUGCUGGGCACGCUUUGUAGCUCCCAUUGUGACAGCCAUUUUUGUGGAGAAAUGACCAUCAUGUCUGCCCCCAUGUCCAUCAUCCCUCGUAACUGGAUGGAAUGCCUCCCACUUUUAAGGUCACACCAUACAAGGGGCUUGUCCUCUCCCAGCACUUCGGUAAAAUAAAUGGAAAGGUUCAGGUCAUUGCUGAUUGCAUAGGGCACUGGAAUGGCCUGCGCAAUGCCUUGGCCCUCCAGCAGGAAGAGGAGGGGAUGGACACAGCGUGCCAUGAGACUGAAGUUCUCGGGAUCAAGUGACGGGAUCCCUGGGGCGAUUUCAAUCUUAAGGGGAGUGUGCCUGGUGUCCCCAGCAGCAAGGUACUUGCAGUUUAAAGAUGGGGAGUGCUUAUAAGUCUCCACCUGAUAGAUGUGAGGGAGAAGUCCAGGUGCAGCAGUGACUACUUGCCAGGCCUGAUCAGGAAAGAAAACAGGAUUAGUUAGUCUCAGCCAGUAAGGUUUUCUUCUAUCUGGGGUUAUUACUUGAGCGCUGGCACUAUUGUCAGCGACCCUCCCCCCACCCCGCCCAUGGGCUGCCCUAUUUUUAUUGAUGCACAGGGCAGACGCACACUCUGUAUUUAGUUUUUUGUGUCUGGGAAGCUUCCCCGUCCCCUGCCCCUCCCCUCCCUGGAGGCACCCUUCCUUCGAAGAGGCAUUGACUUAUAAAAUGUCCUUGAUGGCAGUGGAAGCAUCUCCUCCUAGGUGGUUGAUUCCCUCAGGUAGAGGCUGCUGGAGCUGCUGUCUGUUCCCACAAGGCUGGUUUCCUUGGGGUGUCUUCUACAGUGUUUUCCCGCAAGGCUGGUUUCCUUGGGGUGUCUUCUACAGUGUUUAUGGCUUUCUUGGUACACUUCUCUAUAAGCUGGUCUAGGGUGCAAGUUGGAGUUGAAGGGAGUGACAGGAUGACUUUUCUACAAGCUUCGUUUGCAUUGCUGGAGACUAUUUCUAGUAUGAACUGUUCUUGUAUCUCUAGGUUUUUUACUCUCUUUUCUACAGGAGCACAAACCCAUUCAACAAAGUCCAUAAAUGCCUCUGAAAAAAAGACUGCUUAAUAAAAAUACAGGGUUGGAUUGGUUCUUUGGAUGGCAUGGUCAAGAAAGCUUUCUCUGCAGCAUCUUUAACUUGAUCUAGAACUAUUUUUGGAAUUCUCCCCAGCCUAUUUCCGCACCUGCUACCAGUCACCCUCACUGACCAGAUGAUAAAAGGUGAUAUCAUUCUCAUCUCAAUCAGUGGAACAUUCAGAAUUCUGCAAAAUCUGUGGAAGAAGGUCUCCCACUAAUCUUUUCCACGUUCACUCCCAUAAUUUAUAUUCGGAUGAUGUGAUCAAGCAAUUAAAAAGCCUUUUUAAAUCUGCAGGAACCAGCAUGUAUGAAGUAAAUAUUGCUUUUAAAAGAUUCCUAAAAACUCGC